This is a messenger RNA of Lodderomyces oxycetoniae, 411 nucleotides long. RefSeq lists its product as uncharacterized. The transcript has a single exon. Bases 1 to 411 code for a protein of 136 amino acids. Gene Ontology annotation, cellular component: mitochondrion. The record is from RefSeq and is a predicted model, not a curated record. Gene Ontology annotation, biological process: mitochondrial respiratory chain complex assembly. NCBI's taxonomy places the organism in Eukaryota, Fungi, Ascomycota, Pichiomycetes, Serinales, Debaryomycetaceae.
AUGCUGGACAAUGCCCAGUCGAGACCUGCUCAAGGUGAGUCUAAAUCUAUGAUACUGCAGCUGCAGUUGGCGUCUAAUCAGACCGGCUCGAUGUCGAGUUUAGAGUCGGAUAAAGUGGAAAAAGAUGUAUCUAAAGUUGAUUUCACAGAAGGUGGUGUUGAGAAAUUCAAAUUUUACCCUGAUAAUCCGCAAAGUCACCGUCACAAGUAUAAGUGGACAAUGAAAGAAGCUUCAAAAUUUUAUGAUCCUUGUGAAGAAAGUCGUAUAGCUUCGAUGAACUGUUUGUAUAGGAAUCAAGACGAUAAAUAUGUGUGCCAGGAGUUUUUUGACGCUUAUCGAGAGUGUCGCAAGGAUUUCUUUAAAAAGAAGAGAAAAGAUAGAGUAGAGGGACAGAAAGGUUGGGGUUGGUAA